CGCGUACGAAUGCAGCGACGGCCGGCGCGGCAUCGAGUUCGUCAAGCCUACCGAGGGAAACCUUGUGCAAUUUUGGGACUUCCGCUCGCAAGCCGCGGGCAAAGUUUUUCAUUACGCGUUGGGAUAUGAUGGCUCCACUUCCAAAUGGGAGGCGGUGCAGUGCGGAGAGAGCGCAACCGUGUGCGACCUGACUACCAACAUGCUCUCGACCGGAUACCUUUCUAGCAGUGACCCGGUCCAGGAGGACGACUCGUCUGUGAGUGCCGAGUACACACAGGGCGACACCCGUGGUUGCGGCAACGGCGUAGCGCGAACGACCGACGUCAAGGUCAAGCCCGAGUAUUGCAACCGGCAGCCGAAAAACCAGGCACAUGAGCCCACAACCUGCGGAUACAUACUGACUAUCUGCUGCGAGGAGGUGGCCAUUGUCGCGGAGUGCGGGUGCGCAAACGGAAGACCUUUGAUCAAUCCCGAAUGCGAAAACACGCCGGAGGCGAAGCGUCCUAACGCCUGCCAGAGUGCCAAUCCCGGCUACUAUCUCGUGAAUCGGGACGGGGUGCAGCAGAGCGAGUUGAAGGUGUGCACCUGCCAGAACGGGACCCCGACCUCCGGAACCGCCUGCCCCACACACAACACGAACCACUGCGAAAGCUGCGACAACGGGUACCAACUCCGCAGCGAUUUCUCGUGCGAGUGGAAGGUCUGCACCUGUCCCGGUGGAACGGCGCAAGUAGGUUCCGCCUGCACCUCGCACGGCGCCCAUGUCUGUUCGGGGUGUGACGACACUCACAAGCUCGUGGUUUCCAAGUGUCGGGAGAGGUGCAAGUCCAGUAGCCAGCACGAGAUCUGCGGGGCCGAUAGCUGGCUGUCGAGUAGUAACGCGGACCUGUGCUCCGAAUCCUCUUGUACCGUGGCACUGGAUCGGCAAAAGUGUUGCCAGCUCCCGGCGUGCACUCUCAGCGACUUGGACACUCACGGGUACGCACUGGAAGGGGACUACCAAUGGGCCCAACUCGUGGACGCGAAACACAACCGGGCUGUUCGACCUGGAUCCGGAUGGCAGACAGCCGGAAUGAGCUGCGCCAGUACGCACGCGCCGAAAAACGCAAACUCGCCUGCGCAGUACAGAUGUCCCUCGGGAGGCGGAGUGGCGCUGGAGCUGAGGAACUGCCACGAAAAGUGCGGCUCCGCGAGCCUAGCAUCGGUGUGUACGGCGGAUACAAACGAGCAGACGUGGUAUAAAAAGCGCAACCCAGACGGGGUCUGCGCCGGGCAGCGAUGCUCCCACUCCAACGCAGAUGAUAAAGAGAAGUGCUGCGUAAAAAAGUGCGGGCAUUCUAGUACGGGUACGUGUGGCGGCGGACGGUUGAAACGACAAGGCGACGACGAUUGGUGCGCGCUUGGAGGGGACAAGUGUAAUGUGGCCGAGGGCGAUGGGAGUGGUCCUGACGCCAAAGUCUGCUGCCAGGAAACCUGUGCCAGCGGUUUCGCAAAGAUCAAUGACGUCGGAUACCACGACUGGCUGAGGCUGCAAGGAAAGGAAAACAGCACACAUGGGUGGCGGCGCUAUUUCUACAACCCCGCGAGGGCAAAUGAAAGGUGCGAGGAUUUCAAGUGCCUCAUCCCGCCGAGGAGCUGGGGGGUUAUAAAUGUGAACUACACGCUCGCGGAUGACGCGCCCGACGUGGCUACCUGCUGCCACCUUGGCUGCACACCCGUCUGGGGUAAGGAUCACUAUCGGGGCUACAUGUUCGAAGUAGUAGGCUCCGGAGAACAGUGCACACACCUCAUGGACGGCAAAAAUUAUCCACCAACGCCAGCGUGUAAUGGGACCUUUACGCAUUUAAUCCGGACUGCCGUGCCGGAUGAGCCGGGGGUCACGAACUGGAUAAUUGGCACCGCGGCCAACCGGGCACCGGCCCCAAAAGUGCUGUGCGACUCGAGCACGCAUACCGGAACAGCGGAGUACCGCUGCACAGGGAGUAACGGAAAGCUGCACUUCCAGGGGUGUCGAGAACGGUGCACCCUCCAGGCCUGUAGUGGUGACAGCAACAGUGCUGCUGUCAACUUUCAGCUGAAGCCCGGGACGAACAACCUGUGUCAAACGAACAGAUGCGGUACCGAUGCCGAAGACAAAGCCACCUGCUGCUUGCAAAAAUGCGGCGUGGGGACAGAAGCGGGUGACGUUUGCAGUGCAAACCACGACUGGGACCGCAAUCCUGGCGAAGCGAGCCCCGGAGCCGCCACGCUGGUCUGCGCCAGUGCGACCUGUCAGCACGCCGUUGCAGCGGACCGUAACAACUGCUGUCUGAGCAGGUGCUCCUGGCCCACGACCGAGAGCGAGAGAGAGGGCUACACGAUGAAAGGCAGCACAGCACAGAGCGAGUUGUUCCGUUCGACGAGUGCAAAGGGCGCACGGCCGCUGCAAAACCCCACGGCCAACGAGGGGUGGGAGUCGUACAGCAACGGCUUCAUCUGCGCGUCCACCCAUCGGCAGCUUUCCCACACUCCCGAAUACCGCUGUCCCACCGCGGGAGGGGCGCUUCAAUUUCGACAUUGCUACGAGAAGUGCAAUCAGGACGUAUGCGGGAAUAUCAACUGGCUCAAGGCUGACGCGAAUACGAAUUCCCAGAGAACGUGCGCGAGCAACCAGUGUAGUAGCAAUAGCGGGCAUCAAGACUUCGCGACCUGUUGCGAGACUGCCUGCCAUUGGCCGAGUGCGGACACCGGGUACGAAAUGCACCAGGGAAAAGGGCCCGAUUGGCUUUUUGGAUCCUGGUCGCUCGGCGUUGCUGCAAGGCCCGGGACUGGCUGGCGAAGCUACGAAGAAGGUUUUCGCUGCACAGGUACGCACAUCGGCUUACCGGAAUUCCAGUGUCCUGGAGAAGGAGAGGAGUUGAAGUUUAAAAACUGCAAACAACGAUGUGAGCCACCCACGGACGCGACGAAGGAAAGAUUUGACAAAGUCAACCACGCGGGCACGAAAUAUUCACCAAACAAGUGGCAUGAUGUUCUCGGUCAGCACCCGGAGAUGUACCCCGAAACCGGGACAGGCCACGUCAUGCAGUGUGCCUCGGGCUUUGUCGGGAGUCAGCCGCACACGCACCAGAAAGUUCGCUGCGCGGUGCCGGGACAGCCCGCGACCGCAAUGGAUGGCAGCUGUGAUCAUUUCCAGUGUCAAUGCGCGAGCGGAGUGGUCGAGCCCGACACCAAUGACUGCCCCGGGAAAAACUUCCAGCUCUGCACCACAUGUGACAGCAACUACAAACUCCGCGAAAAUGUGGGACGCACCGCGUCUGACCCGAACCCGCAAGGCCAGUCCUUCCAGGGCCGGCGGGAAGUGAAGUGCUGGGCAAAAUGCGAUGCCGUGAACUGCAGCGAGAGGGACGGUUCCCCGACACCAGGAACCUACUGGCUUCGUGACGAGGCGAAACACUUCUGCAACGCGCGGCCAUUCAACAAGCAGGAUUGCCUCAACGACUGCUGCAUCGAGGCCUGCAAAGCGCCAACCGGACCGGACACGCAAACGGAGCCCUACGCGAUUGCGGAUCCCUCGACCUGGAAACAAAUCCUGAAACACGGGAACCUCUACCCCGGGAAGCAGGGCCCACAAGUCUUCUCGGCUGUUGCCGGGAAGUACGGCUGCCGUGCCGGGUGUGGGAGUGUCAGGAUCUUCGAAAUCGACAAAGUUGAAAUAAGUAAUUUAAUCUGUCAUGCAUAAAGUGCGACGCAGAGGGUCCCUCCAUUGCAGAGGAUGCAAGUAGGGAGGCUGAUUCUAGUCCUGCUAAGGGUCUUGAUCUUCAAGGGGUGGGUUGUUGACUAGCAUAACAGAAGGGAGCUCCUUUGCCCCAAACAGCAUGAGAGAUUCGGUCCCAGCGCGGGGAAAAUUGGUCGUGCGCCGACUAUAUUAAACUGUAGGUCCAAUAUCAGGCAAUCGAUUUUUUGUAUUGUGCAAUUAAUUUUCUGCUGCAAUAUGCAUGCUGAAAAAAAAGAUUUUAUUUUUCAAAUAUUUUGUCGAUUUCGGUCCUGACGCUUCCAUACCGGGUGGCAUCUAGGCGACGGCUACGCAACGUCCGGCGUAAAGUUCCGUUGUCCCGCAGCAGGAGCUAUCCACCAAAGUAAGUUUUCCGUACACGACGUAGACGUACAAACGCAGUCUCUGCAUGACAAAACUGGGCUUCGAUGCUCGUUUAGCAUGACAAGCGUUCUUACACUCUACAUUGAUGAAAUCAUUUGUGGUGCAUCUUGUACAUGCUGUAUCGGGGAAAUUUGUAUUCUCUCAUAGGAGAGUUUGUCCAGCUGCGGGGCUGCGACGACAACUGCAUCGACUGGCUGGAUGCGGGCGACGGGUCCGGAGGCGACAAGGGGGACUGUGCGACAGAGGGUUUUGGUCCCGCGUAUGGCGCACUCAAACGCGGAGUACCUCCAGCACCCGACGAACCUUAUCGUUACGAACCGAACUACAGCCGCGAUGCCGAACCGGGUCAGAAGCUGGAUGCGUUCACGUGCUGCACCCGGGGCACGAUGUGUGGCGGGCUGUUUUUGAAAGAGACGGCAGGAGGGGGGCAAGCGGGGAUCGACAAAUACAAAGAAGAACUAGCCGAGGGUGGGGACGACGUGGGGCACACCUGGUGCAUAUUGUAUUUAAAAAUGCCCCCACCCCAGAGUUGUAAUGCAAAUCUGCAUGCUCAGAAUGUUUCUCAUGCGGAGCCCCAUGAGCAGCAUUGGAUUUUAUAGUCGUGUUUUGCAAUUUGCCAUGCUCCAAUGAUCUUCAUGAUAUACUAGAUCUGUGACGCUGCUAAUCUAGCUCCAACAGCACUACGCUGCGAGUCCAGAUUUCUCAUGCAAAACAGCCAAAGCUUGUGGAUUGGUGUAGCCGAUUCCCCAUCUUGAUUAUGGGGUGGGGACGUUUUUACAUAGGAUAAUGCACGGUGGAACACGCGUACGGAAACCCGAAGCCGCCUAUUGCAAGGAAAAAUCUUCCAACCCCCUAUUGAAAACGCAUCCGUCUGAAAAUUUGUGAUGCAGAUUUGUGGCCACAAAUCGCGCCCGUCUUGCAGGAAGGCAAGCGCAGGCUGUCCGCCACGUUAAUAAUAAUAUGCAGGCGAUUUGUAGUAAAAAUCUUGCGUGUCUGCGUGCUGUCCUUUACUAGAAGACAGAUGUGAAGAUUUGUGUACGCAAAUCCAGCAUCACUAAUCUCCUUUUCGAUAAUAUGGGGAGGAGGGAUUUUUCCUUUGGAUACCACCGACAACACUACUCGAUACAAAUUUUGACGUGACAAAAAUCCCGAAUAAAAAAGCAACUUGCUGCCAUACGCCGACCUGUGCGCAGGGCUUUUUUGCCCCGGUAGCCGGGCCGAAGAGUUGCCCGAGUUUCACCGAGGGGUUUGUCCAGAACGCGAAUAGGCCACAGAAGCACUGCACAGACCACUACUGUAACGAGGAGCAGGACGAAGUCAAUUGCUGCACGAGAAGGGCGGUUUGUCCGUUUGACACUGCUGUUACACCGGACUUGCUCAACAUUUUCACGACAGCUUCAGGAGCAACUGAUAGUCCAGCGAAAUGGUUCACGUUGCAGCCAUCAGAAGCGCAGGCAGAGCUGACAGAUCUGAACUGCGCGGACCACUCUAUUGCUACGGAUCAGGAAGCGUUUUCUUCGGAAAGGAUCUUGAACUUCUGCACCACCGAACACUGCAACUACGGGACGAAGUUUCAAGAUCAGCCGGACGUGGAGAAUUGUUGCCAAAAGUACGAAACGAAGGAGGACUACUUCUGCGAUGGCUUCUACACGCCGAGAUUCUACGGCUCCGCGGCGGAGGCGAAGUACGCCUGCGACCAUGAUUUCGAAAGCACCGCGGUGUGUUUCGGCUACCAAUUUGAUGCAAACAUUUGGAAUGGGCGAACGCUUGGAGCCAAGUACUACUCUGAUAAGUUGGAAGCAAACGUGGAGGCGACUUUCGGGAACUACAGUCUUCUGCUUCCGCCCGGAAAAUACGACGCUGAUUCAAAGAAGCAUUUUCAGUUUGAUGCUUCAGGUGGGAGCGGCAACACAACAGACGAGGAGAUUUUGUCCUCGAUCGACACGACGAUCAAGUGUGCCAAGGUCUCUACCAGUGUCACGUUCAAAAAUGGCGGAACAUUGGUCCUUUCGCCCACGAAUGCGGCAGCGGGUACUACGACGGGCGAAGGAGAUGAUGGAACCACGAGCGAAGGUGGUAGCACCACCAACAUGUCCUCGGCCACGAUGUCCCUCGCACAAGAAACUUCUGCCGCGUACUACACGGCUAGAAGAAGCAGUAGUACUAGAGCAAGAACUUCUGCAAGAACUGCAGCGACCACCUCCGAUAUAACCACUUACCCAGCCGGUCUCUACGGCAAUUACGACGAUGCAAAGAUUUUGUUAAUCGCAACGCAAACCCAGUACGGACAAACCAAGGAAAUUCCCGGGAACCGAGUGUGGCUGAAACAGAACCGGAAUGUGGAGGAAGUCACUACUGUGGAGGAAGUGAGCACGCACGUGGACUUAUCCCACCUCUUUCCCACCGACGAGUCGCUGCUGGCGGGAACAAAAACCAGCGCGCGAAUGAAGGGCCAGUCGGAAUUGAAGGUGCGGCUUGUGUUGAGUAGCGAGGCCGUUGCGGAGUUGCAAGCGACUGAAGACGCAAAGCUGAAGGCCCUGAAAGACGCGGAGGAGCAGGAAAAGGUGGACGCGUUGAAGGCGUACGCAAACAAAGUGAACAAGAGUGCUGCAGAGUCCGCAGGAGACAGCACGGCGAGCAGCUUCUUGACGUUCGACGGACGAGAGGACAAGGACGACCCUAGCAGAACAUCUAGGAGCAACACUGACGGUAGGUCUUUUUACGAAGCAGAGGAACAAGAAGACCCAGAAAUCAUAAGGGGGCACACCAAGAACACGAAUACCUCUACAGACGGACGAGCACCUGAUCAUGUCCCGGUCGUGGUGUCACUAUCGAGAAUGUCUUUGGAAACCGCAGGCAACGACACGACAGAUAGCUUGGAUCAGCAGCUCCGCCGGGCGAUUCAAACUAGUCUCAAUAAACACGCACCGGAUCCUCCGGGAGGACUACAAAAGACCACGGAUGAAAGUGAUCCUGGUACAACUACUGAGGGCGAGGAUCAUGCUGCUACCUCUGCCACUGCUGCUGCUGACGCGUCCUCCACACUACAGCUGCAGCUGAUUAGGAAAGAGGACGUUGUAUCAAGAAGAAAAAUCCCCCCUCCCCAUAUCAAAACGGGAACCUGUGAUGCAGAUUUGUGGCCACAAAUCAGCUUUGUUAAGCUAGAAGGGAAGAGAUGCCGACUGUGGUGCUUGGCGGCAUGGGAAAGCCUCGCAUCUUCAGCAUAACAGGAGGCAGCUGGAAGUGGGAAACAGCAUGACAAAUUCCCUGCAAGCGAGGCCACAGCUGCGGCUCUUGGCCUUCUAGCAAUGCAAGUCGAUUUGUGUACUCAAAUGCAGCAUCACAAAUUUCGUUUUCGAUAUGGGGAGUGGCGAUUUUUCCUCACAAUACAUUGCUGAUGCUGGUGCUGGUGGACAUGAGAAAGUCGAGUCCUUAUCGUUUGCAGCGACAUCAAACAGGAUCGACAACAAGAAUUCGUCAACCGGGGGGAACGAGACUGAUCCGAACGCUCCUCGAAUCGCAGUGACCGACAGCGAUGUUCAGCAGCCGGACGAGAAUCCUUUCGAAUUGACCGUAAAACUGACCGGAACAGGAGGCACCGCGAUGGAUAGUUUGCAGAAUAACGAAAAAGUCAGCGAGAUCAUGUUGCGUUUCAUACACAAACACAUCCUGAAUGACUUGGUGAAUAAGAGCGGUCUGCAUGGUAUGUCGGAGAACUCCGUGUACGUGGAGAUGAAGCCGGGCGUUGUAAUAACGACUGGAGGCACAGCAAGCGAUACAACUACAACUGGCGGCGCGAACGAAACCGCUUCCUCGGACAAUAGUAGUACUUCCAGUACAGUAAAUUUUAGUUCGUCAUCUUUCGCCGAAGCGAUAGCCGCGGAAGAGCAGGACCGAGAAGCGCUUUCUCUUCUCUCGUCCCGGGGGACCGCAGACAGGAGAAGAAACGCAACAAAUUCUACAGAUGAAGAUGAAAAUGAAGCAAGUCCAAGUGGGCCUAUUUUCAGCCAUUGCGUGCUGGAGCCGAUUGCGCUGGAAAAGUUGAAGGUUUGGAACCCGGUGAACGCAGUGCUGAAUACGUACGGCGGCUUGUAUGUGCUGCUUGCCAUUCAUGUCUUCUCGUGGCUCUUCGUGCUUCGGCACCGGAUAAAGCGGUGCAUAUACGGACCCGACCAGGAGCAGCUCGAGAAGUACAGAAGACAACACCAAAAAGAACUGCAGCAAGCGAAAGAAAAAGAAAAAGAGGAUGAGUAUGAACCGCUAGCAGGAGAGGGUCGCGACUCUUUGGAAAGUGGUGGGGGCGAAGACAUUUUGAGCAGUAGCGCAACGUUUCAAGGUAAAAGCUCCGCCAGCUUCGGCAGUUCGAGCGCUACCGCACCUCCUUCAGCCCCGGGUGGAAGCCGCAACUUCGGGGGUGGGGGCAGUAGCGCGUUUCAAGGCAGCAGCAGCGCGUUUCAAGGCGGCAGUGCGGCGUUUGGGAGCGGGAGUGCCGCGGUUGCCAGCAAAGCGAGGGGCGGUAGUACCGCGUUUGGUAGCGGGAGUGCCGCGGUUGGCAGCAAAGCGGCUGGCGGUAGUACGGCGUUUGCCGCUGGCAGCAGUGCGUUCGGCGGUGCCACUAGUGCAGCUGCUGCUGGUAAGAACAAAGCAGGUGCCGCAAGCUCCGGGUUCGGGCCACCUCUUUCCGGUGGCGGAAGUCAACAAGCAGAGGCGUUUGCCGGGAUGGGGAAGAGUGCGAACGCCGGGGCCUUUGGCGGCGGGUCGUCUGCCUUUGCGGUCAAGCCCGGGUCGAGCAGUGCCUUUGGUGGAAAAGCUUCGUCGGCGCUGCAGGGGUCCGUUGCCUUUGCCGCGGGAUCGCAAGCCGCACCAGCAAAGUAAAUACGGCGACUGUGAUAAGUAGAACCAUAGGGAAACACUUUUUUUUCUCGGUUUUUUUAGAAAUAGAAUCAGCCUAGUUGUGUUUUUCUGGUCCACUACAACUUUGCAUUUCUCGCUUAUCUCUGUGUAAGGAAGUAGACACUGCCAGUAUACUUUUUUUUUUUUUGAAACGUUCAAGUGGUACCCAGAUUUCUAGCAAACAUAAAUCACAUUCAAAAUCAAACUAAUGCGAGAAAUAGGAACGAAUUCGACGGCGAGUACGUCGACGUUUAUCAUCAUCUUAAUUCCUUAUGCAAGAAAAACUGUAUAGAACUUUCUCCGGAGCUGCUUCUUGAGUUUGUAUUAGAUAGUUGAAGCGAAACGCUUUCUAUUUUUAAAGUUCCCAGCAUUCGCUGUUUCUGUUGGUUGCUCAGCUGCACCUGCACCCGCCAUCAAACUCAAAAGUGUGGUUAUAAUAUGCCAAUCGGUAUCCACAUGAUGCGCCAUCAGAAGUGCAAAUGGACGGAUCGCGAGGCUGUUGCAACAUAAUUGAAAUUGAGCUUCUAACUCACCAGACUUUUCUUUGAUUUUUGACAAAGGGAGCAUAUUAAGCCAAAGAAGCCUAAUAUGAAUGCCUAGCCACCUUGUCGUUUUUCUUCAAGUAGUACCAGCUUUUCGUUUUUCUUGAAGUUUCGGGACUACCUUUUUCAUUCACGUCGACCCGGGCGAUCGAAAUCGCCACGAGUAAUGAUCCACAGAAGCUUUCUCUACAAACAAAGGGAUUUCUAAUCAAUCCCGCUCUAUAAGAGAUAAGAAUAACUACUUCUACAAAAAGAAAAAGCUGAGGUGGGCCUUCAGUAAAUAAUUUUAUCGCCAGGAUUCACUGACUAGGCCGAAGUCGAUCAAUCUUCUGUGCUCUUUUUUUUGGCAGAUUAAGCCAUCAAGUUAGUACGCUAAAGAACCCAAGGAAUUGCUUUAUUUUUUCUUCAAAUCGCACUAGAAUCGUGAGUAGAAGACGAGGAGGGUUGCCCUUCAUACGUGCGGAUCGCCACGAAUCCACCAGAACAAACAACAAAGAAAUUUUACGAGAUUUUUUGAUUCAGAAGAAUACUACAAGUAGCGGAAGAUGGUGAACAUGAUUUUGCAGUAGCAGCUACUCCGAAUCAAAUGAUUUUCAUCAAGUAGGAUUGUUUGCAGUUGUUCAACAGUGACUGCGAGUUCUUUUAGAAGUUUCGUAGUCGACCACCUACGCGGGUACCGAAGAAUACUGGCUAGAAGAUCAAUAAUUUUGGUAACACGUAUGCUAGAUAUAAGAAAUAUAAUACUGAGGUUUGCCGAAAAACAAAAUAUAGAAUUAUAUAAUUUGCUGCUUGCACUAACGCUUGGCUUUUUUGGAAUUUGUGAUACUUUUCAGGUUGAAAGCGCGAUGCUGUUUGUGAAAAACAAAAAUUGGGGUUCAAACCACCAGGAACAGAAUCAGAAUGUUGUUGGAGUUGUCGCGCUCAAAGUAGCUCGCGGUAGGCGACGCAAAAGAUUCGAACCGCUCCGAAUGCUCUCGCUUGCUCCAACACUUCAUAAUGUCGAAAACGAAGAAAAAACGC
Messenger RNA from Amoebophrya sp. A120, 10593 nucleotides. The record is from the annotation of a GenBank genome assembly. NCBI's taxonomy places the organism in Eukaryota, Dinophyceae, Syndiniales, Amoebophryaceae.